Messenger RNA from Pelagomonas calceolata, 1408 nucleotides. NCBI's taxonomy places the organism in Eukaryota, Pelagophyceae, Pelagomonadales, Pelagomonadaceae. The record is from the annotation of a GenBank genome assembly.
ACCAUACCAACUUUCAGCCUGCCAGCACAGCUCACGUGCUCCGCCAGCAGUUUUACGCUACCGGUGCAAAAAGACAUCACCGACAGCCAAAGCAUUGCAACAGAACGCAAACCAAGCACCAUGCACAAGUUUAGGCGAGCAAUGCUCGCCGUGCUGGCGCUGGCCUCAACAACAGCCCUCAACUCAAAACCAAAGCGGAUCACGCCUCCAAAACUGCCGCGCCAGUGCGCUGCAGUUGUCGCUAGCCUCGCCAUCGCGGCGGCGGCGCCGUUUCCCGCGUCGGCGGCGAUGAGCGAUCCCGCCGCCGUCGGGAGGUGCGUCGUCUCGCAGUGCACGGGCAAGCUGGCGCGAUGCCUGACGUCGCCCAAGUGCGCCGCGAACCUGGUGUGCAUCAACAGCUGCACGGGGCGCAAGGACGAGUCCGAGUGCCAGAUCCGCUGCGGCGACCUCUUCGAGAACGAGGUCGUCGGCGACUUCAACGCGUGCGCGGUGUCGCAGAAGAAGUGCGUGCCGCAGCGCCAGGACGACGGCGCGUACCCCGAGCCGUCGCCGGAGGCGAUCGUGAAAAAAUUCGACACGCGAGUCUUCAACGGGCGGUGGUACAUCUCGGCGGGCCUCAACGACGCGUUCGAUACGUUCGACUGCCAGGUCCACUUCUUCAACGCGCCGACGCCGAAGACGCUCUACGGCCAGCUCAACUGGCGCAUCACGGAGCCCGAUGGCGAGUUCUUUACGCGCGACACGAUACAGCGCUUUGUCGAGGACGAAAAGAGGCCGGGGAUCCUCUACAACCACGACAACGAGUACCUCCACUAUCAGGACGACUGGUACAUUCUCGAUUACGAGGCUGGCAAGGGAAACGACGACUCGGACGCCUUUGUGCUCGUCUACUACCGCGGCCGGAACGACGCGUGGGACGGCUACGGCGGCGCGGUGCUCUACACGCGGACACCGAACUACUCGGCCGCCGUGAAGGAGCGGGCGACGGCGGCCUGCGACAAGGCGGGUCUUGGGUUUAAAUUCGCGGACCUGAAGGCGCCGGACAACAGCUGCAGCGCCGAGUCGGCCUCGGAGCGGCUCCUCCUCCGCGAGAAAUAUGCAUCAAAGGUCCUACUCACGGGCGAGCGCGCCCUCCAGGAGGAGGUGACCCAGGUCCGCCGCGCGGCGGCCUCGACCAUCCAGGGCGACGUCAAGGUCGCGGCCAAGGCCGCGAAAAAGCUGGAAAAGCUCGUCGCCGACUUCGAGGCGACAGCCGCGGCCGACGCGCGGGCCCUCGAGAAGGAGAUCGUCAUGGACGUCGUGAACAUCGAGAAGGAGGUCGAGCGGGACGUGUUUGGUUUGCGGCGGUCGUCCGACGCGCCGCGAUAGGGUUGUGUUUUUUUGUGGGAAGGGUAAGUUUGUGACUGAC